AUGUCGACCAUGAAGCUUAAUUGUUCCUGCAUAACCAGAACUGGAACGCAGAACAAAAUCGCCAAUAUCGGUCGGUUAUCCAGAAAACCGGCUUCUCUCGGUUCAAUAAAGAAUAUCUCAAAAUCAUUUGGUUUUAAAGCUUCCUCCUCGUUCAAGGUGUCUGCAAUGACAACAUACAAGGUGAAGCUAAUUGGACCGGAUGGAACAGAGAAUGAAUUUGAAGCUCCUGAUGACGCUUACAUCCUCGACUCAGCUGAGAGUGCAGGAGUAGAGUUACCCUUCUCAUGCAGGGCUGGAACGUGCUCUACCUGUGCCGGCCAGAUGACAUCAGGUUCAGUAGACCAAUCUGAUGGAUCCUUCCUAGACGAUACCCAGAUGGAAAAAGGGUAUGUUCUUACAUGUAUCUCUUAUCCAAAAUCAGAUUGCGUUAUUCACACUCACAAGGAAUCUGAGCUCCAUUAA
Molecule: messenger RNA, 462 nt
Organism: Papaver somniferum (opium poppy)
Lineage: Eukaryota; Viridiplantae; Streptophyta; Magnoliopsida; Ranunculales; Papaveraceae
Product: ferredoxin, root R-B1-like
Exons: 1
Coding region: 1-462 (153 amino acids)
Biological process (GO): electron transport chain
Molecular function (GO): electron transfer activity; 2 iron, 2 sulfur cluster binding
Source: RefSeq, a predicted model, not a curated record